Molecule: messenger RNA, 1493 nt
Organism: Anopheles aquasalis
Lineage: Eukaryota; Metazoa; Arthropoda; Insecta; Diptera; Culicidae
Product: transmembrane protease serine 11D
Biological process (GO): proteolysis
Molecular function (GO): serine-type endopeptidase activity
Source: RefSeq, a predicted model, not a curated record
GCUGUGAUGCUGUGGGACAGUCUAGUAGCAGCUUUCAGUGAGCACUGCAGGGCAUAAGCAUGGGGCACUUUCCCACGCAAUUCCACGGAGUUAUCUGUCUGCUAGCACUAGCAGCAAGUGUGCACGGGAUGUGGAUAUUUCCGGAUGCGUUGCAUCUGGAUGCGAGCGAUGUGUUAAACAAGAAUUGUGGAGAAUCACCGUACACAGACUGGGAGAAACCAGAAGAUGCAAGGGAAUUCGAAAAUCCCUGGUUAGCAGUGUUUCGACACCCAGAAGAUCAAUUGCCAUUCUGUCAUGGAACGCUGAUUACCGAACAGCAUGUGCUCACGACAGCCAUCUGUACAGAAUCAUUCACUAUCAACGACACUAUCGUUGUGCUUGGCGAGUACGAUCAAUCAGUAAACCCUGACUGUAAUUCUGCAGGGAAUUGCGCAUCAACUAUUGAGAGGGUAGUAAAAGGUGUCAUCAAACAUCCAAAAUUUGUUAACGAUUCAUACCAGUAUGAUAUUGCUAUAGUGUUGCUUCAGCGACCGGUGAUCUAUAGAAAGAAUAUCAAACCUAUAUGCUUACCGUUGAUUCCGAUCGUGGCAUCGAGUGUCCAUCUGCCGAAAGUAUACAACGCCAUGUGGACUGAAUCCAGCAGUCGACCGAAGCAAAUCAUGAUGAAAUACAUCUCUCUUGAUCAGUGCCUGCUCAAUCCGGAGGGUGUUCAUUUGAAUUCUAGCGAUGUAUUGAAUAAGAAUUGUGGAGAAUCACCGUACACAGAGUGGGUGGAAUUAACUGAUGUGAAGAUAAAUGAGCAUCCCUGGCUAGCGGUGUUUCGACACCCAGAAGAACAAUUACCAUUCUGCCAUGGAACGCUCAUUACCGAUCGGCAUAUACUUACGACGGCCUCUUGCACGGAGGGAAUAACGCUCAAUGAGACAAUUGUUGUACUUGGUGAAUAUGAUCAAUCAACAAAUCCUGAUUGUGAUUCUAAAGGGAACUGCACAUCAAUUGUUCAGCGGUUGGUAAAACGUGUUACGACACAUGCACAAUUCAACGAUGAAACACACGAGCAUGAUAUUGCUAUAGUUUUGCUCCAGCAGCCAGUGAUCUACAGUAACAAUAUCAAACCAAUAUGCUUACCAUUGAUUCCCAUGAGUGAGACACGGAUCCACAAUGUUCUCUGGACUGAGGAUAGCAGUCGACCGAAGCAAAUUUUGAUGGACUUUAUCCCCACGUCUCACGAGUGUAGCAUGCCGCCGAAUAACUUCAUGAUGAACGAACAAUUCAUGUGCGCGAAAAUCCAGAACCCUGGAAAGGAUCGUAUCGUCGAAGGGGGUUUCGGAUCACCACUGCUUGUGCAGGAUCAUGGCCGGUACUUCCAGUUAGGAAUAUUGCUUUUCGGACUGUCCGAUGACGAUUAUGAAACGCCCCAUGUGUAUUUGAACGUCACUUCCCACACUGCUUGGAUCGACCAAGCUGUUCUUCCGGACAUCAUGCCUCAAUAA